Molecule: messenger RNA, 7371 nt
Organism: Mugil cephalus (flathead mullet)
Lineage: Eukaryota; Metazoa; Chordata; Actinopteri; Mugiliformes; Mugilidae
Gene: prox3
Product: prospero homeobox 3
Exons: 7
Coding region: 3756-6104 (782 amino acids)
Biological process (GO): regulation of transcription by RNA polymerase II
Cellular component (GO): nucleus
Molecular function (GO): DNA-binding transcription factor activity, RNA polymerase II-specific; RNA polymerase II cis-regulatory region sequence-specific DNA binding
Source: RefSeq, a predicted model, not a curated record
CAGAAACCUGGUGUCGUGGUUCACAUUUAGCAUCAGGUAAUAUUAAUUUAUGCUGUAUUUUUUAAUGAAGUCAUACCUGUAGUUACUUCUUAACUUGCGUUCUGGAGGACUGUCCGAUACGUUUGUGGAUGUUAUUGGCGUAGCUACGGCCGACAGUAGCUACUUAAACUAACUGAAACUGAGGCUCGUCCACUUUUCCAAAUCCAUACCAGCUCGUAUGGGUCAUCGUCGAGUCCAGUUGUCCUUAAUUUGAUCUGACAAUCCACAUAUUUGCCGGUCUCUCCGUAUUUACUGCUACAUAACAAGAACGUGACGUCAUCUGGAAGCGUCGGAUGCUCCCCGAGCAGAUGUGGUGCACACACUGGUGACGGGGAACUGCGUAAAAAAAAUGUUUCCGUUGCGCUGCGAUAAACUGUUACAUCAAUACGUCUGAAAAAGAGUGUAAAAGUGUUUUAGCUAGAUAUUACCAGUCCAUUACCAGUUUUUUAUUGCAAUAUUUGGGUUUUGCGCAUUUCUAGGGGUGAUGGAAACACAGCAGCUGACACUCUGACUGACCUCUGAAAAAGUACCCACUUUUUUGACCCACUCUUAAAAUAAAAAACAUUGAUUUGAGCAACUUUAAUUAGGUUUUUAUAACUGUUCUCCCCUGCCACUCCCUCUCACUGCACCGCUUUGCUCCCUGCUUUUUCUGUCCGCUCCCCCCAUUACUCCCCCACUGUAAGUAAAUCAAUGGACAUACACUUUAUGCCAUUUAUUGAUCCUUUCAUAUCUGUGUGUCCUCUCCCCUCCUGUUCUUCCUCUCUCACUUUCAUACUCUCUCUCUCAUCCUAUUUCUCCUCUGAAUUUAUAAUCCCCCCCUCUCCCCUCCCUUCCCUCCCUUUUUCUCCCUCUUUCUGUCUCUCAGUCCCUUUCUCUUUAUAUCUCUCGCUCGGGGAUAUCCUAUUUAUAUGGCUGACACCUUGGAGCUUCUACUGAAGUGUGUGUGUGUGUGUGUGUGUGAGAGAGAGAGAGUGUUUGAUGUUAGCCUAAGUGGUUAACAUAAUAUGAGCCCUCCGAGAGAUGAUGUCCAGCCACUCACACAGACACACAAUUUUAGGCUUUUUGGUGGGCUUUUUAGUAUUCUCCGGCUCGUGCGGCAGAUCCGCGUAUUAUCCACCAAUUGCAUCCUCUCACUCUUUCGCUCCGUCCAAAAACACACACCUUUGUUCCUUGACCGCCUUCCCAGAACGGCGAAAACACGCCAUUAUCUUUUGUUAUUUAUUAUCGCGGAUGGAGCCGUCAUUUCAUGACCUCGCCGUCCCUCUCUCGUCCUCCUCCUUUUCUCCCCGCGUGUGUUUUUAUUUAUUCAGCCCUCUUUCUCUCUUUCCUGCCUUGUCCUCCUCCUCCUCCUCCUCCUCUCCGCAUUUUUAUGUUUAUUCAGACACAUCUCUCCCCCCCCCCUCCACCCCGCCACCGUUUCUCUCCCUCUGCACCCAUGUGUCCAGCUUUUCUGUUAACAGCCUUGUUUCCAUAACAACUGUGACCUUUCGCUCGGCGCAUAACCAGUUUUAAUCAGAAGUAGAGAAAGACGGAGAUGAGAUGAGACAGAGAAAAAAAGGGGGACGGGGAGUGAAUUGGGAAUGUUGCUCAGGUGAUGACACAGCACUGACAACAAAGCAGCUCCCACUCAGAAAGGAAAAAGAGGCGAGAGAUGGAAGCAGCGGGAUGAACCGUCGGGAUCGGAUCAAGUUUAGACGGGAAGCAACAGGUAACGAAGUGCUGCUCAAGUUCCAGCAUCUGCUAGCGACAAAGUGGAAGCAAAUGCGACACGCAACUGGCUCCAUAAUCCAUUUUACAAUCAUUUCCCCAUCGGUUAGCUUCUGUUCCUAGAAAUGUGGAUACAUUUAUAAAAGUAUUGAGUCUCGCUAACACGUCAAAGCUCAAAAUUUGACAUCCAGUGCGUGUGAAUUGAUACCGUACACUCACUCGCCAAAACAUUAACUGGUGAAAACAAAUGCAUUUUAAAGUAUAACAAUCGUGCACUAAACCCCCCUCUUCAUGACUGUUGUAAUGUUUAGUUAAUGCUGAAAAAAAAAAAAUCACCAUUUUGGAGGUCGCAUGUGACCCAAACUACACUACAAUGUGGUUGUCAAAAAUAAUAGAAACAAUGGUAAUCGGAUACAGUUUAUGAAAAAGUUUGGCUCAUGCUAACAACUCCGGUCAAACGAACGAACGCCCGCGCAACUUAAACAGCGUUGGCUCUGUUGCAACAUUUUUAUGCUUCCGCUGGCUCAAAACAGUUCGAUUCAUCAGCACUGCUUCGGCUUCCAAAAUAAAAACACACCUGAAUAACACGUCCGUCGCUUGACCGUGAUGCUGAAUACCACACAACCUCCACGAGGCUCGUGGGAAAGGACUGUCACAGUCAGGAUGCUUUCGCGCCCACCGGUGUGCCUAAUGAAGUGGCGGGCGAGCCUUGUUUUGCACACUGGAGUCUUUUUUCAACGGCCCAGUUGAAGAUUCGCGCGUAACUGUCAGUUCUUUGUUUGUCUUUGCGACCAGUUUCAGCGCCGGAUUCCUGCGGUGUGAUAAAGCUGUUAAUGAAUGACCGGGUGACUUUCAGCGAUGAAUGUAUCAUUUACAGUGGGAUAAGAACAUCCCGCUAAACGUCUGUGACUCUGCUACUUGCAGUAGUGCAAGCAGAUGCAGUCACAGACCAAAAAAAAAUAAAAAAUGUAGGCUUCAUAUUUACACAUGCACACUUUAAAUAAUGUUUGCCCAGUACCAUGCACCAAAUAUUGCACCAGAUUAGAAGCAUUAGGUAGUUAUUAUUUAGGCAUUGUUUAAUUGCUUUUUCUGUUUUGUAUCGCCUAAUUUUUCAUGUGCCCACUUCCUCUUGUGUAAAUGAUGCUGUAGUUCCUCUUUAUAGUCUACUUACACUGAACACACAAGUCCAUUUGUAUAAUAUGUUCAUAGUACCUCAGUCAAUCAUUGUGCACACUUUCUGGUUAGGCGCUAAACUGCAUUUCGCCGCUCUGUACCUGCACGCGGCAAUAAAGUUGUAUCCAAUCUAAUUUAAAUAUUAAUGGCGGCCAAAUGUGUCUUAAACUGUUGCUCUCGUAAAAUGGGCUAUCAAAAAAAAAAAAAAAAAUAAAUAAAUAAAUAAAUAAAAAUCAUUUGGAAUGAAUUAAAAGUCACAGGCUGCAUUAUGGGUGACUAUUCAUUGCGGCAGAGGUUGUGUGUGUGUGUGUGUGCGUUCGCAUGUGUGCGCACAUACUGGGGGUCAUGCCAACAUGGGAGGGACCGGACCGUCAAGUGGACAGCUCUCGAGCCCGCCUGCCCGCCCACCGCGCGCCACUCCACACCGGGAGCAGCGGGUGAGGUUGAUGCCAGCCAGAGAUGGAUGGAUGGAAACCUGCACAGUGACACAACUACAGGAAAAGAGGAGGCGUUCGACGAGUGUGAGAGUGAAAACUGCGAGAGUUACGGAACGCGCGGGGGGGAGAAAUAUAGAGGAGAGGAGAGGAGAGGAGAGCAACUGGAAAAAGCCGGAAUCCCUCUGCUUACUGGUUCCUCUCUGCCCGCACCGAUGUCCGAGGCCCGUCCGGUGCCAAGGCAAGACCGAGACGGAGCGCACACGAACGGCCGCUGGAGUGGAAAGCCGCUUCUUUCCGGUGGAACCGCUGGAGCUCUUCUGUGUGACUGAGACCUGAUGCGCGGACUCUUUCUCAUCAAAGUGGAAGUGACAGAGCUUUGACGUGUUUCGCUGUGCAGUGAUGGAUUCACCCCCAGAUGUCUUUGACGAUUCUGCUCCUCAGAUACAUAACUUUACUCCCACACUCAACUCGACGGACCUCUCUGGAGUUCACCCUCAGGGCGGCGCCGGUCGCCCCGCUGCUGCUGCUGCCGCAUUCAGACCUCCUGGCUUCCCCCUCAUCCACCACCUCCUCCAGCCGGGCGGAGGAGGAUCCAGGAGGAUCGGGGGGCUGCUCAACACAAGCCUGAGCAGGCACCUGGAAGACCGAAACCUGGAAGAAGAAGCAGAGAGAGACGGGCGGAGCGAGCUGGAGGUGGAGGCCGGCGAGGAGGGGGUGAUGGACGGAGAGGAGAGCUUGCUGGGGGUGAAGAAGAGGCACAACGACGCCGCCCUCAUGGCCGAGUGGAGCCAGGACAUACUGAAGGUGAAGCGGAUGAAGCUGGAGGGCCGUCACAGAGACGGGGAGGCGGAGGACGGGGGGAAGAGGCGCGAGGGAGGGAAGGAGGGACGGAGGAGAGAGAGGGAGGAGCUGAAGGAGCAGCUGGAAGAGGCGAGGGAGAGGCUGCAGGCGCUGCAGGAGAAAGUUUGGAGGGCUUUUGGGGAAAAGCACCUGGUGGACGAGGAGAAGAAAAGAAGGUGUGGAAACGGCGGCGGGGCCGGCGGAGGAGGAGACGUAGAUGAGGGCAUAAUGGAGGAAGAGGAGGACAUUGCCGAGGGGAUGUACGACGAAGAGGACAUUGACGGUGGGGUGAUGGAGAAGGAGUCGUUCUCCCUCCUCUCCGCGUCUCCUUUUAACAGUUUUCACAAGCGCAAAGAGGAAAAGGGCAGAGAUGGGCGGGCGGAGAAGGCGAGGGGGCUGCACCUGGAGGGCGUGAUGGAGGGAGCCGGGUUGUGGUUGGACUGCGGGGGACUGGUGAGGGGAGACUGGGACGGGGGGAUGGAGGACGAGGGGGAGGAGGGCGGGCAGAAGUUCGCCCAGGCGCUGAAGCUGGAGCUGGGCAGCGCCGUGGCCCGGGUCAUCGACCGAGUCCUCCGCCUCUACACCGAGAUGACGGACUUCGCGCCGUCCUCCCCGCCCGCCGCCAUCUCCUUCCUCCCGUCCGAGACGGGGGGGGCCGACGGCGGGAAGGAGCGGGGGGUGUGGAUGGGGCUCUUGACGAGCGGGAGGCGGGACGCGGCGAGGGGGAGGGAGGAGAAGGCGGGGGGGCAGGACGGAGACAGGGAGAAGCAGAAGGCGCUGCCUCCCGGGCCGCCGGCGGAUCUCGCCGUGCCGCUGGCCGCCCGGAGGUCACCUGACACGCGGAAGGCCUACCCGCUCCUCGGCCCGCCUCCUCUCUCCACUCACCCGAACCUCUCCCUCCAUCACCCCUCCUUACCCCGCCCCCCUCCUCUUUCACACCCUCCCAUCCUGCCCCCAACUUCACAACCCAAAGAUCCCUCCUCUUCCUCUUUCCAUCCGUCGUCCUCCUCCUCUUCUUCCUCCUCGUCCUCCUUCCCCGCACCCCACCCUCCCCCUCCCCCUCCGCCGCCCCCUCCCCCGCCGCCUCUCCCCCUCCCGUUGCUCCACUACUCCAUGCAGCAGCUCUUCUCCCGCUCGCUCCACCACCCCCAGCUCCCCCACCUGCCCCCGUCCCGCAAGGACUAUUUGAACUCCGACCCGUUCCUGGAGUUCUCGUCCCAUCACCCAGCGUCCCACCACCACCCCUCCUUCCCCCCGCUCCCCCUGCUCGGCCACCUGGACCCGUCGCUGGGGCGCCACCCGCACGGAGGCAGGGAGAGGGAGAGAGGGAUGAGGGGGGACGGCGGCAUGAGAGGAGGGGGAGGGAUGGACGGAGGAGACCUCUACCUGACAGCUGGAGGAGUGUACACCCAGGAGGGCCUGUCUCCUUGCCACCUGAAGAAAGCCAAGCUCAUGUUCUUCUACACCCGCUACCCCAGCUCCAACACGCUCAAGACCUACUUCCCUGACGUCAAGUUUAACCGCUGCGUGACCUCCCAGAUGAUUAAAUGGUUCAGUAACUUCAGGGAGUUCUUCUACAUCCAGAUGGAGCGCUUUGCACGGCAGGCUGUCCGCGAGGCUCUCACACGGGACGGCGCGCCUCGUCUGGGCCGCGAGAGUCAGCUGCGAGUGGGUCGCGACACCGAGCUGUACCGCAUCCUGAACAUGCACUACAACAAAAGCAACAUCUACCAGGUUCCAGAGAGGUUCAUCGAGGUGGCCGAGGUGGCUCUGAGAGAGUUUUACUCCGCCAUCUGGACGGGGAGAGACAGCGACCCCUGCUGGAAGAAGGGAAUAUAUAAAAUCAUCUGUAAACUCGACAGUCCUCUGCCGGAUGCGUUCAGGCUGCCGGGCUGUCCCGUCGGCUGAAGGCGGCUUCUUCAUCUGUCAGACAGUUUCCCUAAAAAGAGAGGACGUUUAUGAAGCUGGUAUGAGGUCGUUGAGUUCCUACAUUCAGCUCACUCACUUUGAGGAAGUAAAAAAACAAACAACAACAACAAAAAAAAGAUUAUUCACGACAAUUCAAGUAUUUAUCUACACAUAUAGUGUCAUUCAGCCAGGCUCAAUAGGCCGACGCACUCAGCGAUGCAAUCUUGUGACUGCACUUAUCGAGGAACGCGACCUCACCAUUGAAUUAAAGUGGACAGGGCAGGAAUUCCCUGUCCGAGCAUUCUUCAGCCGGUCAGCUGACCUGUGAAAAACGCAGCGAAAAUUAGAGACACGGAGCAGUUUAUUUUUAGCUGUUUUUAAACAAUGCUGCCGUGGAAACGUGGACAGCUGUUUGUCGCCGUGGGAUGGUCAGAUGUGGCUCUGAGCCACUCAAACUUUAUUCAGAUUAAGAUCUUAUUUGCGUUCCCUGGGAAUCACUUUUAAACGAGUGAUUCCAGUAGUGCUGCGAAUACUUUCACAUAAAGAAAAUUCCCCUUUCCCGAUAAACAAAAAAAUCUGCAGUGUAACGACACACAAUCACAGCCGAGCAUUUCACCACAAUUAGGGAUGUCGGUCAUUAAUCAGUAAAUAUGAUCGUUUUCAUCUGACGUCGCUCUUUGCUAGAAAACGUUUGAGGAAAACUUUUGUCACACGUCGUUUUAAAUAUAAGACUUUAAAUGUGAGGUCACCCUCGGUUUCAUGGCACAAUCGGGUCAGUGUUUCCAGUCAGCUGCUUGUAUAUCCACCAACAUUCAAUGUUAACUUAUUAUGGAGCUUUUGUACAUGACGGCACAAUCAAAGUGUAAUUUACAGCUCUGUCCAGAGGGACAAUAUAUUGAAUUUAAAGUAGUAAAAAUUAAUGUUUUGUUGCUUCCUUGAUGUGCUCUUAUUGUUGAAAUAUUUACUUAUGAUUUCUUUCAGUGUUACACUUAACUAAAUAGGGCACUCGCACAAAUUGGCAAAUAUAUAUUGAGGGAACUUCAUUGUAUAUCAUGACUCUUUUAUCUGGAAGGAAGUUUCAGUUCAUGUUGGUGGUGUGUUCAAGUGCAUGUUUCCUAUAUUUGCAUUUUGUAUCGUAUUCUGUUACGUUUCUCUCUUUUAUAUUGUACAUAACACCGCAUCUUUCUUUACUGUAGGUCUGUGCCUCAUUCCAACUUUGGUGAAUUUUGGUGUUUAAACUUAUCGCAUUAAAGUGAUUCCAAGCUUG